Messenger RNA from Astyanax mexicanus (Mexican tetra), 2013 nucleotides. It is a transcript of the gene b3gnt2l, whose product is annotated as UDP-GlcNAc:betaGal beta-1,3-N-acetylglucosaminyltransferase 2, like. The transcript is spliced from 2 exons. Gene Ontology annotation, cellular component: membrane. Bases 545 to 1840 code for a protein of 431 amino acids. The record is from RefSeq and is a predicted model, not a curated record. Gene Ontology annotation, molecular function: protein N-acetylglucosaminyltransferase activity. Lineage: Eukaryota; Metazoa; Chordata; Actinopteri; Characiformes; Acestrorhamphidae.
GCAGUUGUUGGCUUACAGACAAGUUAAAUUCUUUCAGACUUACACAACAGGCACAUCAGCCAAUAACAAAUCGCACAGCCGCCAUACGACGCGACACCUGUUUGUUUUCAUGAGGAUGUGGUUAAUGAAGAAAUGGGCGGUGGAUGGAGGGCAAGUGGAACAGGUUUGGCAGAUUAAUGCCUUUUAUAUAGUCCUGAAAGAGCCCAGACUUCCCGCUCAGACGUCGGAAGAGCGUUUGUGAUUUUGAGGAACAGGGUUUUAAUCUCAGCACAUCUGAUCUUUCAAGGAGAGUACAUUACACGUUUGUCCACCCGACAUCUUCAUCUUCACGGUUGCUGAUCCUGUAGAUAGCUGGAAAUAUGAUCUAGAACAUGCAUCCACCCUAAACGAGGAACUGACAUUACUAAGGUUCUUGGUGAAAUGAAGUUUCCAUUACAUGAACCAAAUGACUGGAACUGCGUCAUAGAAAUCAAUCAUCUACAUUCUGAGUUGCAUUAAAGAGGAAACUUGAUUCUAGUAAAAAAACAGAACAGAGACAACCAAAAUGCGACAGACAAAGAUUCUUAUUGUUAUGGUACUUACCAGCAGUUUUUUACUUGUAAUACUGUAUUCAUUGCUAAAUCUUCAAAUCACCCCGAGUCGAAGGCAAGUAGCAGAAAUGCACCCUGUUGCCACCUCAAACCUAUUUACAGAGGCCAACACCACCACCAAUAUCACAGAAAACAAGGGCACUGAACAACCCACAAAGUCCAAAAGUGUUCCACACCCCAACACUGCAACAGCUCUACCUGGCAGGGUUUCUGAGAGCUUUAGAAAGAAUAUUCCAAAAAGUAAUGCCUUCUGGAACAGAAAAUUUCACUCCUUACUCAGGAAACUGGAUAUUACAGGAGACCUGACAGAACAGGAAAACUUGAAUGGCUCUCGCUGUCAGCUGGAAAGUGCUGAGUCACUUCGCAUAAACAUACAAGAUUUUAGAUCUUACCCUGAUAUCUAUCAAGACUUUGUUCGGUGCAUGGAUUGUCAUGACUCACAGAUUCUAAUUGACCAGCCGAACAAAUGUGCCUCAGUUGAUGGUCAGGUGUUUCUUCUUUUUGCUGUCAAAUCUACUCUGAGUCAUUUUGAGAGACGGCAGGCCAUUCGAGAAACCUGGGGAAGAGAGGGACUGUACAGGGGAGGACUGUCAGUGAAAACAGUCUUUCUUUUGGGCAGCACAUCUGUAGAUGACCCUACUCUGGAGAGUCUGAUCUAUUUUGAGGCUAAAAAGUAUGAAGACCUGCUUCUUUGGGACUUUCAUGAUUCAUUUUACAACCUCACCCUCAAGGAACAUGUAUUUUUAAAAUGGGCUCUUCAUCGUUGUCCCCAUGUGUCCUUCAUUUUUAAAGGGGAUGAUGAUGUUUUUGCUAACACACCAGGUAUACUUAGUUAUUUACACUCUCUUAAACCUGGUACAAAAUUGUAUACUGGCCAAACAAUCUCUGAUGCUUCCCCGUUGAGAGACAUUAAAAGCAAAUAUUAUGUCCCUCACUCAUUCUAUGAAGGUGCUUACCCAUCCUAUGCAGGUGGCGGUGGGUUUCUUUUCUCUGGACCUCUUCUUAAACAUCUCUACACCAUCUCCCAGUAUAUUCCCUUUUUCUCGAUUGAUGAUGUCUAUACAGGCAUGUGUUUUAAUGCCCUGGGGAUCUCCCCGGAGAAGCAUGAGGGCUUUCAGACUUUUGACAUUCGUGAACAGGAUAGGGAGGAUGUAUGUGUGCAUAAGAACUUGCUUCUGGUGCAUCGGCGAACCCCAAAGCAGAAUAUAAGACUGUGGAGAAGCAUACACAGUCCCUUGCUAAAGUGUUAGCACAUAAAGACAGCCUGAUCUUGGACCCCUGACCAUCUCAUUCUGUAUUUGUGAUCACACUGAUAUUUGUUGGCAACUUACUAUAAUGUGUAUUUAUAAUGUUUAAAAUUAUAUGCCUUUUUAGCCUUAACACAAGCUGAAAAUAGAAAUAAAGGGUUAACCUUCCACAUGUU